Molecule: messenger RNA, 2439 nt
Organism: Oncorhynchus masou masou (cherry salmon)
Lineage: Eukaryota; Metazoa; Chordata; Actinopteri; Salmoniformes; Salmonidae
Product: protein lifeguard 4-like
Exons: 8
Coding region: 169-882 (237 amino acids)
Biological process (GO): negative regulation of apoptotic process
Source: RefSeq, a predicted model, not a curated record
UAAACUGAAAUCCAGGUUUCACAGAAAUCACGAGCCAUGUCACAUGACGUUUACAAACCAAGCCGGAAGUGGAGUGAACUGACGCACGUCAACCGGAACAGCUGUGCAAGGGCCCCAAAACAGAAAUCAUCAAGACAGUAUUUUAGUCUGAAUUAAAGCUGGAUCAAGAUGACUACACCUGAAAAAUACCCUAGGUCUUCUAUUGAAGAUGAUUUCAACUAUGGAACAAAUGUUGCGACAGCGAGUGUGCAAAUCCGGAUGGAUUUCCUGCGCAAGGUAUACACCAUCCUGUCUCUUCAGAUCAUCCUGACCACGGCUACCUCUGCUCUCUUCAUGUACUGUGACACCAUCAAGGACUUUGUCCAUUCAAGUCCAGCGGUUGUGUUGGUGUCAGCCAUUGGCUCCCUGGUGUUGAUCAUUGCCCUGGCCUUCUACAGACAUCAACACCCCAUUAACCUGUACCUGCUUGCCGCAUUCACUCUGUUGGAGUCGGUCUCUGUUGCUACUGCAGUGACCUUCUAUGAGUAUUCCAUCGUGCUCCAGGCCUUCUUCCUCACAGCAGCUGUGUUCCUUGGGCUGACUGCCUACACCUUCCAGUCGAAGAGAGACUUCAGUAAACUGGGAGCUGGACUGUUCUCCGGCCUGUGGAUCCUGAUCAUCGCUGGUUUCAUGAAGCUCUUCUUCCAGAACGACACAGUAGAGCUGUUGUUUGCUGGUGCGGGAGCUCUGUUGUUCUGUGGCUUCAUCAUCUACGACACCCACCUCCUGAUGCACCAGCUGUCCCCUGAGGAGCACGUCCUGGCCUCCAUUAACCUGUACCUGGACAUAGUUAACCUCUUCCUGCAUAUCCUCCGCAUGCUGGACUCCAUGAAGAAAAACUGACCUUCUAUUCCCUAAUGUAGUGCACUACACACUAUUACCUAAUGUAGUGCACUACACACUAUUACCUAAUUUAGUGCACUACACACUAUUCCCUAAUGUAGUGCACUACACACUAUUACCUAAUUUAGUGCACUACACACUAUUACCUAAUUUAGGGCACUACGUUUUGACCAGGGCCCUGUAUGAACGUCGUGCACCGUGAAGGGAAUAGUGUGUGGUUUGGGACUCGGGGCAGAUUUAGUGAUCAGGGGCUCACAGGGUGACUUGGGAUCGAUUCAGUUCUCAAUUCAGUAACAUUUUCUUGGAAUUAUUUAUAAAAUCCUCAUAGAAAAGAAAAUGGGCAUUUAUCGAUUCACCUCCAUGAAUUGAAAACUGUUUUGCCCUCCAUCUCUGAUAGCCAACCCUGAUGUAGAUCCCACCAGUGAUUGUGAAACAUUAACCCCUGGAGAUAAUAAUAUAUUAUAACCUGUGCCAUUUUGUUGUUUUUUUAGCAUUUUGGGACUGGCUGUGUUUUGGACUUAAUGCUGUUUUUUUGUUCUUAUACUGUUUAUUAUUCUGAAUGUAAAACAAACUAAGACAUCGUAUUUAAUUGUGGGUUGCUCGCUCAGUGAAUGAUUUCUUCCUGAAUAAUCAGGCAUACAGAUUACGGAAGGUUGUGAUGGUGUGAAAAAAAGCAGAACACAUUUCUUAGGAAAGUACUUCGUUCUACUUUAGUUUAAACUUCCAUCCCCCUCGCUUGCCGGUAGACUGAAUAAACUGGCCAUGAUCAUCUUAGAAAGACUUGAAUAGUUGUCACAGUAAAGUUUGAUAAAAUACACUAUUCUCCACUAUUGACUUAACCAGAGAAUAUGUAUCACAUAGCAACCUAUUCCCUAUAUAGUGCACUACUUUUGACCAGAGGUCGUGUCCCAAAUGGGACACCAUUCCCUAUAUAGUGCACUACUUUUGAUCAGAGUUCGUGUCCCAAAUGGGACACCAUUCCCUAUAUAGUCCACUACUUUUGACCAGAGGGCGUGUCCCAAAUGGGACCCCAUUCCCUAUAUAGUGCACUACUUUUGACCAGGGUCCGCAUCCCAAAUGGGACCCUAUAUUCCCUAUAUAGCUCACUACUUUUGACCAGAUCCGUGUCCCAAAUGGGACCCUAUUCCCUAUAUAGUGCACUACUUUUGACCAAAGCCCUAUGGGGCAUUUGAUGACAGAGAUUUGAUAUGCCGGCAAACAGAGGGAUCCUCUGGGACCAGGAAACAUGUUCAACCAGUUAGCUGGUGGGCAGAACAAGUGUACAGUAGAAUACAACCACAUCAGAUGUCAGGAAAGGGAAUCUUCACUACAGGUCUGAACACCAGGAGGUUUCCAUUAGACAUCAUGUAAAUACUAAUGAAGAGAUUUUACUAGGCUCUAUAUUCUGUUUCCUCACUCAUUUGUUUAUUAACAAACCUGCAAGUUGCAAUACAAAUUGUCACGUGGAAUGUAAAGAAGUUGCACAUCUAUUCGGUGAACUGUGAAUCAACUGUCAAUUGUAUAUGCUUUGAUUUCUUGAUUAAAUUGUAAAGUGGA